Lagenorhynchus albirostris (white-beaked dolphin) is the source of this 2001-nucleotide messenger RNA. It is a transcript of the gene ZSCAN12, whose product is annotated as zinc finger and SCAN domain containing 12. The coding region runs from base 153 to 1988 and encodes 611 amino acids. The record is from RefSeq and is a predicted model, not a curated record. Lineage: Eukaryota; Metazoa; Chordata; Mammalia; Artiodactyla; Delphinidae. The transcript is spliced from 5 exons.
CUGCUGGUGGGUUCUGGUUUCGAAGCGGUUCGAGGCAUCAACCCCUUGUCCCCGGAGAGAAACCGCUGCUGGCGUCCAGGGGCUGCGGUUCCAGCCAGAAAGAGACGGCACAGGAGAUCUUGCUUGAAGCAUUCAUAAGCAUUUGCACAGCUAUGAUGGCAUCUACUUGGUCCAUCCAGGCCAACAAGGAGCAAGAUGAACUUUUGGAAAUAAAGAUAGAGGAAGAGGAGGUGGAGGAGGAAAAUAAGUGUACCGCCAGACAGGAUCAGAACAUGCAAAAGAACACCACCCACAGCAGGGAGGUCUUCCGACAGUACUUCAGGCAGUUCUGCUACCAGGAAACAUCUGGACCCCGUGAGGCUUUGAGCCAACUCCGGGAACUUUGCCAUCAGUGGCUGAGGCCAGAGACACACACAAAAGAGCAGAUUCUGGAACUGCUGGUGUUGGAGCAAUUCCUAACCAUCCUGCCUGAGGAGCUCCAAGCUUGGGUCCAGGAACAGCAUCCACAGAGUGGGGAAGAGGUGGUGACUGUGCUGGAGGAUUUAGAGAGAGAGUUGGAUGAGCCAGGAUAUCAGGUCUCAGUCCACACUGAGGAACAGGAAAUGUUCUUGCAGGAGAUGGUAGCUCUAAGAACAGAACAAGAACCCAGAAUGUCCCUCCCGUCUGUGAAAGCCCAGCUAAAGUGUGAAUCUCCAGAACUUGAAGCCCAGAAGAAGCAAGUUUCAGAUGUUGAGACUGGAAAUGAGUAUAGGAAUUUAAAGCAAGAAGUUUCUGAAGAAAUGAAACCAUAUGGGAAUAUAUCUAGCAAAUUUGAAAAUGAAAUGUCUCAGUCAGCUAGGUAUGAAAAAACUUAUGAACCUGAAGAAAAAAUAGGAGAGUCUUCUGGAUACUCCAGGGAAGAUAAACAACAUACAUGUGAUGAAAAUGGAGUAAGUUUGACUGAGAACUCAGACCUUUCUGAACACCAGAGAGUCUGUCCAGGAGAAAAGCCUUAUGAAUGUGAUGACUGUGGAAGAGCUUUUAGUCAACACUCAUGCUUCGUAGAACAUCAGAGGAUCCAUACUGGAGACAGGCCCUACAAAUGCGAAGAAUGUGGAAAAACUUUCCGUGGGAGAACUGUGCUUAUUCGACACAAAAUAAUACACACGGGAGAGAAACCAUAUAAAUGUAAUGAGUGUGGCAAAGCCUUUGGCCGGUGGUCAGCUCUUAAUCAACAUCAGAGACUUCACACAGGAGAGAAACACUACCACUGUAAUGAAUGUGGCAAAGCCUUUAGCCAGAAAGCAGGUCUCUUUCACCAUCUCAAAAUCCACACAAGAGACAAACCUUAUCAUUGUACUCAGUGUAAUAAAAGUUUUAGUCGGCGUUCAAUUCUUACCCAGCAUCAAGGAGUCCAUACUGGGGCAAAGCCCUAUGAGUGCAGCGAGUGUGGAAAGGCCUUUGUUUAUAACUCCUCCCUUGUUUCCCAUCAGGAGAUCCACCACAAAGAAAAAUGCUAUCAGUGUAAGGAAUGUGGGAAGUCCUUCAGUCAGAGUGGCCUUAUUCAGCAUCAGAGAAUCCACACUGGGGAGAAACCCUACAAAUGUGAUGUAUGUGGAAAAGCCUUUAUUCAGAGGACAAGUCUUACAGAACAUCAACGAAUUCACACUGGAGAGAGACCCUAUAAAUGUGAUAAGUGUGGAAAGGCUUUCACUCAAAGAUCAGUCCUCACGGAACAUCAGAGAAUCCACACCGGAGAGAAGCCCUACAAAUGCGAUGAGUGUGGGAAUGCCUUCCGAGGAAUCACCAGUCUCAUUCAGCAUCAGAGAAUCCACACUGGGGAGAAACCCUACCAAUGUGACGAAUGUGGCAAAGCCUUCAGACAGAGGAAGAAGACUAGCUACAAGGAUAUACUUCUGAAAAAUCAGUGUGAACCCCAAGCUGGAGUGAAUCUUCUCCUGAGCUCGCUUAUUCCAGAAUGGCAUUCUUCUUGCAGGAAAGAUCUCUAAUAGUGACUGAUGG